Molecule: messenger RNA, 1350 nt
Organism: Struthio camelus australis
Lineage: Eukaryota; Metazoa; Chordata; Aves; Struthioniformes; Struthionidae
Source: RefSeq, a predicted model, not a curated record
AUGUUCCCCUUUUGCGGGAUUCAGAGCUUGCAGCCGCAGUGCAGAGUCAACAGAAAUGGAGCGGUUUUUUCAAAAGGCAGAGGAAGGCAGUCAGGUCAAGACAGCACUAGAUGGCAUGUGGUUAGGAAGUUCCUAGGUUUAAUAUCCAGUCAAAAUAUACCCGUGUAUUUGAUUGAUCCUUUGGUUCUGGGACUGAUUGAUAAAGACAUUGAACAGAUCAGGAGUUCUUCUGAUGGCCCUAGCCCAGAAUGCAAGUAUUUCUGUGCUCCAAGAGACUUUACUACAUUUGCACUACUGGACAAAACGUGGAAACAUGAAAUGGACCUUUUUAGAGCUGCUGAGAAAAUGGGAUUCCAAUGGCUAAAGAUUCUAAACAAAGACCCCCGCUUGGAUGGGAUGGAUGACCUGUCUGGGUUUGAAAUUCCCUUGCACUACAUCUUUAAACUGGCGUCUCAUGCUAUUCACCUGGUAGUCUUUUAUGAGAGGAGUGGCAACUACCUCUGGCAUGGUCCUUUGAGGCUCAAGCAACAUAUGGACAGAAAGUUUGUGCCUUUCCGGAAACUCCACUUUGGUCGCUACCCUGGAGCAUAUGAAAAGCCUGAACUACUGCUCGUUUCCAUUGAUGACUUAAAAGUUCAAAUUCCGAAAAAUCCGUCCAGUUUUCUUGAGGAGAUAUCACACUCUAGAUUUCUUGAAUGUAGGUACAGAGAAGCUCGGGCUUUCUUUCAGCUGUACCCUGACGAUGCAUCUCUUGAUGCAGUGGAGUUCAGAAAAAAGGCAAAAUCCUUGCUGCGUCUGGCUGCCCUGACACUAAAUAACUUAGGAGUAAAGUUCUGGCUGAGCAGUGGAACCUGCCUUGGCUGGUAUAGACAGUGCAAUAUCAUUCCUUACAGCAAAGACGUGGAUUUGGGGGUCUUCAUAAGGGACUACAAAGCAGAUAUCAUUCCAGCAUUUCAGAAAGCAGGAUUACCACUGAAGCACAAAUUUGGCAAGGUAGAAGACAGCUUGGAACUCUCUUUCCAGGGAGAAGGUGAUGUGAAACUUGAUAUUUUUUUCUUCUAUGAAGAGGAUAACCACAUAUGGAAUGGAGGAACUCAGGCCAAAUCGGGCAAGAAAUUCAAGUAUCUGUUUCCAAAGUUUACUCUGUGUUGGACUGAGUUUGUAGAACUCAAAGUACAUGUACCCUGUGAAACCCUCCAGUAUGUGGAAGCCAACUAUGGCCCCGAUUGGAAGGUUCCUGUGAAGAUGUGGGACUGGAAGAGCUCACCAUCCAACGUUCAGGACAACGGUAUCUGGCCUGUUGAUGAGUGGGAUGACGUCAUUCAAAUCUACUGAUCCCGUGGCUGUUAA